GUUAAAAUUCCUCCGAGAGUCACAUCUAAGAGACCAUUGAUAAGAUUAUACAAGUAAUUUAUCACAAAAAUUUAUUUUUUAAAUCUCAGACCAUCACUAAACUUCAUUAACUACAAUAAAAAUGGGUCGUAAAUUUUGUGUUGGUGGAAACUGGAAAAUGAAUGGUGACAAGGCCAGUAUUACAGAGUUAUGUAAAAUUUUAUCUGCCGGACCAUUAGAUCCAAAUACUGAAGUUGUAGUUGGAUGUCCAUCAUUAUACAUCACAUUUGCCAAACCACUUCUUCCAGCAACUAUUGGAGUAGCUGCUCAAAAUUGUUAUAAAGUACCUAAAGGUGCUUUUACCGGUGAAAUUUCACCAGCUAUGUUAAAAGAUGUUGGUGCAGAUUGGGUUAUUCUUGGCCAUUCAGAACGUCGUGCAAUUUUCAAAGAAAGCGAUGAGUUAGUAGGAGAAAAAGUUGAACAUGCUCUUGCUGAAGGUUUGAAGGUAAUCGCAUGCAUUGGCGAAACCUUGGAAGAACGUGAAGCUGGUAAGACUGAAGAAGUUGUAUUCAGACAAACUGGUGUGAUUGCCAAGUAUGUUAAAGAUUGGACAAAUGUUGUGUUAGCAUAUGAACCAGUUUGGGCUAUUGGUACAGGAAAAACAGCAACACCACAACAGGCACAAGAAGUCCACGCCGCACUCAGAAAAUGGUUGGCAGAAAAAGUCUCAAAAGAUGUUUCUGAUAAUUUAAGAAUACAAUAUGGUGGCUCUGUAACAGCUGCCAAUUGUAAAGAAUUAGCAUCUCAACCUGACAUUGAUGGUUUCUUAGUAGGAGGAGCAUCACUAAAACCAGAAUUUGUUCAAAUUGUUAAUGCUAAACAGUAAAAACUUGAACCUUAUAUGUAUUUAUUUUUUAAAAAAAAAAAUUACUCAUAAUAAUUUUACCUGACCAUAAAAUGUUUUCGUUAAAAUUUAAAUUCAGUUUAUAUUUGGAAAGACUAAAUAAAGUGUUAUAAAAUUUCUAAAUUUA
This is a messenger RNA of Condylostylus longicornis, 1010 nucleotides long. RefSeq names its product triosephosphate isomerase (gene Tpi). The transcript is spliced from 4 exons. Gene Ontology annotation, cellular component: cytosol. The coding region runs from base 122 to 865 and encodes 247 amino acids. Gene Ontology annotation, biological process: gluconeogenesis; glyceraldehyde-3-phosphate biosynthetic process; glycerol catabolic process. The record is from RefSeq and is a predicted model, not a curated record. Gene Ontology annotation, molecular function: triose-phosphate isomerase activity. NCBI's taxonomy places the organism in Eukaryota, Metazoa, Arthropoda, Insecta, Diptera, Dolichopodidae.